Messenger RNA from Diprion similis, 641 nucleotides. Its product is annotated as cyclin-dependent kinases regulatory subunit-like. The record is from RefSeq and is a predicted model, not a curated record. Gene Ontology annotation, biological process: regulation of mitotic cell cycle. Gene Ontology annotation, cellular component: SCF ubiquitin ligase complex; cyclin-dependent protein kinase holoenzyme complex. The coding region runs from base 122 to 400 and encodes 92 amino acids. Gene Ontology annotation, molecular function: protein kinase binding; ubiquitin binding; histone binding. The transcript has 3 exons. Lineage: Eukaryota; Metazoa; Arthropoda; Insecta; Hymenoptera; Diprionidae.
AUCAGGCGUUGCAUGGUGUGUGCAUGGUGUGGAUCGUGGAAAUAAGAGGUGCCGUUGUUCGUGGACUGAAUUUUCGUGGUUUGUUUACAUUUUCCAAAUAUAAAGCGAAAGACCAAAUAAAAUGCCUUCGGACCAAAUACAGUAUUCUGAAAAGUACAACGACGAUAAAUACGAGUACAGGCACGUCAUCUUACCAGCAGACUUGGCACGUCACGUACCCAAGUCACAUCUUAUGACUGAAACGGAAUGGCGAAACUUGGGAGUACAGCAAAGCCCUGGGUGGGUUCACUACAUGAUGCAUACCCCAGAACCCCAUGUUUUACUAUUUCGACGACCAAGGGUAGAUGUGAUACUCAGCAUCCGAAAUGCUCCUAUUCAGCAACAGACAAUUACUGUUUGAUCAAGUACUAGACAUGAACUGGUCAAUUAUAAGCUUUUGUGAUACUAUGUCAUCCGAGUUGUGCUAACAUUCUUUAACUGAAAACGUGAAAUAACAAGUGUUCAUUACUAUUGUACGAGUAUAAUCUUAGUAUUAAAUGUAAGUUGAUUUUUUCAUUACCCUUACUUAUUUAUCGAAUUCAAUAUUUAUCACUGACCAUUUGUACAUUUGUAUGAAACUAUGCUUCGCUUGAAAUUUUCAA